CCCUAACAGUAGCAGCAUUCAUCAUCCAGGCAACUUCCUCCCAGUUUGAUCCCUCGGCCAGCUCCGGAAGUCGCUGUUACCGGCGCUGUCCCAGCUGCUCACCUCGCCUGCGUCGCUGGCCUCGUCCGUGUCGGUGUGGCCGUUCAGAAGGCGCAUAGAGGAAGUUUCUCCUUCCUUCUCUUUCUCUGUGAUCGAAGGAAGUUCCGCCGUCGCCGACAUCGUUGCUCCAUUCGACCUGUCCUCCUGCAUCGCUACUCCGUUCAACUCCUGACAAACCCAUUUGGAAGUCCAAAGCUCCCGCUAAAGUCAAAUAUUUUAAUAUUUUAUGUGGACAGCUGUGCUUAACAGAAUUGAUGGCAAUGACUUCUUGUAGAUUGGCUUUCAUAAGGGUUCUUCCUUACCAAAUAAAGUCAGUGGAACCGGUAACAUCCUGAAUAUUUUCAAAAUCAGUUGCUUCUCAUUGUGGCACAGCAGCAGAAUAGUUGUGGCUGAAUUCUCAGUAUGGCAGAUUCUGAUGAAGUGGCAAAAUCUGCUGAAAACCAGCAAACAGAGCAAGUGUGCAGCUUCUUCAGGAAACCAAUUAAUAAGAAGAAUAUAAGGAAACGUGCUAUUGAUAGUGAAGAUGAGGGUGAUGAUUCAAAAAAUGAAAACUCUUUGUUGCAUGCUCAGAAGAAGGCUCCAAAGCCUGACAAUAAGUUGUACUUUUCAACUGGCCCCUCGAAAAGCUCUGUUUCUACUGAACCAAGUGAAGAAUCUGAAAAAACCGGUUUCCAUUUCGAGUCUUCGAAAGAGAUUCAAGUUCAACAUGAUAGCAAAGCAACAGCAACUCUAGAGACAGAGACCGACUUCUCCAGAGAUGCUCGUGCAAUCCGUGAACGUGCUCUUAAGCAAGCAGAAGAGAGUUUGAAGGGGAAAGGCACAAGUUCUGAGGAUGGCAAACUAUAUAAGGGAAUGAACAGUUACAAAGAUUACAAGGCCGGCUUCCGGAGAGAGCAAACAAUUGCUAGCGAAAAGGCUGGUGGUUCACAUGGUCCUCUCAGGGCUUCGGCUCAUAUAAGAGUUUCAGCGAGAUUUGAUUAUCAGCCUGAUAUAUGUAAGGAUUACAAGGAGACUGGUUACUGUGGGUAUGGUGAUUCCUGUAAGUUUAUGCAUGAUCGAGGGGAUUACAAGUCUGGAUGGCAGUUGGAGAAGGAAUGGGAUGAAGCUGAGAAGGCAAGGAGGAUGAGACUGGCUGCGGGUGAAGAUGCGGACGAGGAAAGUGCUGAUUUAGCUGAUAGUGACGAUGAAGAUGCAUUGCCAUUUGCAUGUUUUAUUUGUAGGAAGCCUUUUGCGGAUCCUGUUGUAACCAAGUGCAAGCACUACUUCUGCGAGCAUUGCGCCUUAAAGCAUCAUGCAAAGAACAAGAAGUGUUUUGUCUGCAACCAACCAACUCUCGGCAUUUUCAAUGUUGCCCAUGAGAUACGAAAGAAGAUGGCUGAGGAUAAAGAUAAAUGACACCCUCUUUACAUAAGGCAUGAUUAAGAGCAACACUCUGUAAUGAUUUGAAAACAGCAUAGGGAUUAGGCAUGUUGUAUUUCGCUGUCUGAAUAAAUCGUUAGAAAUUAGAAUGUAGAGGAGUCACGUGUUUUUGCUUCAAGAGACAUUGAUUCUACAUGAUGGAGUUCUUGCAAUGUAUCUGUACUAAAUUUUGAAUAGAUCAACGUGUAGGGGUUGUCUUGUGAGUUAGAAUUUUGAGGGGAGUUGUAGUGUAAAUGUUCAAAAUUGAAUUCUACAAAAUUUUUAUAAUAUACUUUUAAAUUUAA
Arachis ipaensis is the source of this 1802-nucleotide messenger RNA. Lineage: Eukaryota; Viridiplantae; Streptophyta; Magnoliopsida; Fabales; Fabaceae. The record is from RefSeq and is a predicted model, not a curated record.